Messenger RNA from Calliphora vicina (urban bluebottle blowfly), 1455 nucleotides. It is a transcript of the gene O-fut1, whose product is annotated as O-fucosyltransferase 1. Lineage: Eukaryota; Metazoa; Arthropoda; Insecta; Diptera; Calliphoridae. Gene Ontology annotation, biological process: protein O-linked glycosylation via fucose; Notch signaling pathway. Bases 51 to 1241 code for a protein of 396 amino acids. Gene Ontology annotation, molecular function: peptide-O-fucosyltransferase activity. The record is from RefSeq and is a predicted model, not a curated record. The transcript has 2 exons.
AUUAGAUUUUAUUAAAAAAAAAAGUGAAAAUUCUGAAUGAAGCCAACAAAAUGCUCAAGUAUUUAGUGAUUCUAGUUAUUAGCAUCAUAGCAAAUACGGCCAGCACUGAGUUACUGCCAGACGAAAAUGGUUAUUUAGCCUAUUGUCCCUGCAUGGGACGUUUUGGUAACCAGGCGGACCACUUUCUGGGAGCUUUGGCUUUUUCCAAGGCCUUAAAUCGCACCCUGAUACUGCCACCCUGGGUAGAGUAUCGUAGGGGUGAAAUGCGUUCUAUACAGGUGCCCUUUAACACCUACUUUUCGGUGGAUCCCUUAAAGAACUACCACCGUGUUAUAUUGAUGGAAGAUUUUAUGAAAAAUUUGGCUAACAAAAUAUGGCCCGAAGAUAAACGUAUAUCAUUUUGUUAUAUGGAACGUAAGAGUAUACACACAAAAGAUAACGCGCUGGUGGGUUGUCAUGCAAAAGAGGGCAAUCCUUUUGGUCCAUUUUGGGAUACUUUCAAUAUAGAUUUCAGCUCAUCAGAAUUCUAUGGUCCUUUACAUUUCGAUGUGCAUCACAGUGUCAUGCCCGAAAGAUGGAGGGAACGUUAUACAGCUGCUGAAUGGCCAGUAUUGGCUUUUACCGGUGCCCCUGCCAGUUAUCCCGUGCAAAAUGAAAAUCGCCAGCUGCAAGCGUAUUUAAAAUGGAAUCAUAAAUAUCGCACUUUGGCAGCAGCUUUCAUUAAAAACACUUUACCCAAGGGGGCAUUUAUAGGCAUACACCUGCGUAAUGGCAUUGACUGGGUGAGAGCCUGUGAACAUGUUAAGGACAGCCAGCAAUUGUUUGCCUCUCCCCAGUGUUUGGGCUAUAACAAUGAAAAGGGCAAUUUAUAUCCAGAAUUGUGUAUGCCAUCUAAAGAGCUGAUAGUGCGUCAGCUAAAAAGACUGAUAAAAAAUGUUAAACAAGACCAACCCAAGAAUGAAGUGCGUUCGGUAUUUGUGGCCUCCGAUAACAAUCAUAUGUUGCCAGAACUAAAUAGUGCCUUGCAGCGCAUGAAUAUUACCGUGUAUCGUUUAAGCGAAGAUAGUCCUCAUUUGGAUUUAGCUAUAUUGGGACAAUCAAAUCAUUUUAUAGGCAACUGCAUAUCGUCCUAUUCGGCGUUUGUUAAAAGAGAUCGAGAUGUUAAUGGAUUUCCUUCCUACUUUUGGGCCUAUCCCAAUGAAAAGGAACGACAACAUGCUAAAGUACAUGAAGAACUUUAAAUGGAUUUAUUUACAUUUCCCGACGACUUUAUAUAAGCAGCGUAUGGUAUUGAAUCUCCAUUAGCAUUUAGUGGAUAUACAAAUGUUUGUAUACCAACUAAGUUAUAGAAGUAGCUAUUAGUUUUAAAGAAACCACUAAUUUUUUAAAUAAAUUAUAAAAAAGAACAAGUAUUAAAAUAAAGUAUAAAAUACUAUAGGUAUUUUGCAAUUGAAA